AUGGCCAGCGAAGUACGAUAUUUAGGCUAUUUGAUCAACGCGGAAGGAUCGAAACCUUUGUCCGAGAGAGUUAAAGCAAUUCUAGAGUUUCCGAAGCCGACUACCGUCAUGGAAUUGAGAAGAUUUUUGAGAAUGAUCACUUUUUCCCGACGAUUCGUCAAAGGCGCAAUUAAAAAUCAAGCAUCCCUAUAUAAAUACCUACAAAACAGUAAAAAGAAGGAUAAGAGACCGAUUGUAUGGACCGUAGAAGCCGAAGAAGCUUUCCAAGCUUGCAAGCACGACCUCGUCAACACCACCUUGCUCGCACAUCUAGCCGACGAUGCUCCGUUGAUUCUUCAUACCGUCUCGGAUACAACUAUUAAAGUGUCACUUGAACAGCAAAUCGGAGAGAAAAACGUAGUCGCUGACAUCCUUUUGAGAAUCGAAACUAUCGCUAUGCCAUUGAUCAUUACCACGGAGGAGAUCGCAAAAGCUCAAUCAGACGACAAGGAGCUACAACAACUCCUUAACUUUGAGACCGCAUUAAAUCUCACAAGAUUUCUGGUGAAUGGGCAUACAAUUUUCUGCGACACAACCCGCAAGUACCAAGCAAUCCGACGCAGGAACGGCAUCGCAGUCGACAUCGGAGCAGGCAUUACAGGCAUCACCGCAGUCAUCAGAUUCCAAGUGGCAAACGUCGCAAACACCACCAACACAGUCCAUGUCAAGCCAUGUGCUUUCACCAUCGCAGCGAUACACAAUCUACAUCAACUGGACUAA
Harpegnathos saltator (Jerdon's jumping ant) is the source of this 759-nucleotide messenger RNA. RefSeq lists its product as uncharacterized. Lineage: Eukaryota; Metazoa; Arthropoda; Insecta; Hymenoptera; Formicidae. The transcript has 3 exons. The record is from RefSeq and is a predicted model, not a curated record. Bases 1 to 759 code for a protein of 252 amino acids.